AUGGAUAAUGAUACUACAGUGUUUCUUCUCUUGGAAUUCUCAAAGAUUUGGGAACUACGGAUCAUAUAUGGAAUGAUAUUUUUGUUCCUGUAUUUACUUACACUGGCAGGGAACUUUCUCAUCAUCUCUGCAGUUGCUUUGGAUUCCCGCCUUCACACCCCCAUGUACUUCUUCCUGACAAAUUUAGCCUUGCAAGACAUUGGUUCUGUUUCAGUUAUUAUCCCCAAAGCUGUUUUUAAUUCAGUUAUGAACAUAAGGCAUAUUUCUUAUUCUGAAUGUGUAACACAAGUGCUUUUGUUUGUAUUCUUUGUAGACUCUGAUAUUUCUCUUCUGACUGUCAUGGCCUAUGAUCGGUAUGUUGCCAUAUGCAAUCCGUUACAAUAUGAAAUGAUAAUGAACAGGAAGGUUUGCACCGAAAUGGUUGGCAGUGUGUGGAUUGCCAGCUUUCUCAUUGCUGUAUUAAACACAAUGGGAACUUUUAUUAGUCGUUUCUGCUCUAAUAUUAUCAAUCAGUUUUACUGUGAAAUCCCACCUUUACUUAAAAUUGCCUGCUCAGAUUUAUAUGUAAUUGAAAUUGGAGUUGUAGUAUUUAAUUUUACAUUAGCAGUUGGCUGCUUUGCCUUCAUCAUUGUUACCUACAUACAGAUCUUCAUUGCUGUUUCAAAAAUCCCUUCUGUUCAGAGAAGGAAAAAGGCCUUCUCCACUUGUUUUCCCCACCUCACAGUUUUCUCUUUAUUUUUAUUUACGGCUUCAUUUGCUUACCUGAGGAUGCCAUCUGACACACCAUCAUACUUUGAUUUCAUAAUUACAAUCAUGUAUUCCAUUGUUCCACCAAUGUUAAAUCCAUUAAUAUACAGCAUGAGAAACAAGGACAUCAACAUCGCUUUUUCAAGACUUUUUGGUCUGAGGAUUUUUAUUUUAUUGGGCAAGGGUAGGAGCAGACAUAUGGAGGAUUAG
This is a messenger RNA of Candoia aspera, 957 nucleotides long. Its product is annotated as olfactory receptor 14A2-like. The transcript has a single exon. Gene Ontology annotation, biological process: G protein-coupled receptor signaling pathway. The record is from RefSeq and is a predicted model, not a curated record. Lineage: Eukaryota; Metazoa; Chordata; Lepidosauria; Squamata; Candoiidae. Gene Ontology annotation, cellular component: membrane. Gene Ontology annotation, molecular function: odorant binding; G protein-coupled receptor activity; olfactory receptor activity. The coding region runs from base 1 to 957 and encodes 318 amino acids.